Messenger RNA from Ceutorhynchus assimilis (cabbage seed weevil), 3495 nucleotides. The record is from the annotation of a GenBank genome assembly. NCBI's taxonomy places the organism in Eukaryota, Metazoa, Arthropoda, Insecta, Coleoptera, Curculionidae.
GGUCGAUGUACUGGGGACUAUUUAGUUUGUUAAAGAAAUAUAAUUUAGUUGAGAUAUGGAAAAUCCAUAAUUAUACUGAGUUAAAUUUGAAAAUGUAUGUAACCAUCCUAAGCGGUUCAUGGAAAAAAGUGAUCCCACUUGCGUUAAUUUCAGGAAGUAUCCUCCUAAUUAUUUCUUAUUACGAGUUACUGACCUAUAAAAUAUUACUUGAUUUGCAAAAGCAUAUAAUGGAUGGUAAUGAACACACUAGAGACAAUAAUGGCCAGCUCUACCUGAUAUCAAAUCCGAAAUGCAAAAUCAUAGACUUGGACCCGUUUUCUCAAGAUGCCAAGAAAUAUUUUAAACCAAUGAAAUACAGAACUUGUUCUGAAAAAGAACUUUUGACCUAUGUGACAAAAGAAGACAAUAUUGCCAUUGUUCAUGUUGAUAGUGACGUUUUAGCACAGUAUACUAAUGAGUCUUCAAUUGCCUGUUGUUAUUCUGAUGUGAGAAGAAGUAAUUAUGCAAGGAACCCUGAUGAUUCUAUUAGAUUAACUGCGUGUAAACCAUUCCAAGACAACGUCACUAUAACCGAAGAAGCGAUCAUCAUCAAAUGUACCGAGCCAAAUUCACAAAGGCUAAUUUACGAAAAUGUUCACACUUCCGUAAUAACAACGAGAAAUGUCCAAGAGAAAAUGCAUUUAUUUGACAAUAGCAGCAGCAAACCAAUUAGUGUCCUACUCAUUGGCAUUGACAGCGUAUCGAGACUUAAUUUUAUAAGGGCGUUACCGAAUACUCAUCGCUAUGUUGAGGAUAAUGGAUGGAUUCCAUUGAAAGGCUAUAAUAAAAUGGCUGAUAAUACGUUUCCAAAUUUAAUGGCUAUAUUAACAGGAUACAACGAAAGUAUGUCAAAUAAAAUUUGUAAUCCAAGAGCUGAAGGAUACCUGGAUAAAUGUUCGAUGAUAUGGUACAAAUACAGAGAUCUAGGUUACGUAACUGGAUACGCUGAAGACGAUGCCACCAUAGGCACGUUCAAUAACGAUAAAAAAGGUUUUCUUAACAAACCCACGGACUACUAUUUUCGUCCAUACAUAAUGGCUACCGAAACACUAAAAGACAAUGUUGUAAACAGAAUGGCUUAUUACUAUCACAGUUACUGUACCGGACCCGAAACUGCAGGAGAAAGGAUAUUGAAUCUGGCGAAGGAUUUUGCUGUAACGUUCAAGGAUAAUCCAUAUUUUGGUUUUUUUUGGAUGAAUACGUUUAGUCAUAGUGAUAUCAGCGUCCCAUCCAUGAUGGACGAUAAACUGAAACUAUUUCUUGAAAACCUGAACAGUAGCGGAGUGACAAACAGUUCAAUAAUAAUAUUCCUCAGCGACCAUGGAAUACGUUUCGGUGGCAUCCGCAUGACCCAAACAGGUUGGCUAGAAGAGCGCCUACCUUUCAUUUAUUUCUCUUUUCCGCCAUGGUUCAAACAAAAAUUCCCAGAAGAAUACAAUAAUUUCUUAAAUAAUGUAAAUAGACUUACCACUCCUUAUGAUCUCCACAUGAGUUUACAACAUCUAUUAACAAUGUCAGGUUUGAAUUAUAUAAUUACACCCAGUGAUGCCUGUCCGGAAUGUUCGUCACUAUUCAAAAACGUACCCGCGGAACGCUCGUGUGAAGAAGCUGGUAUUGCUGAUCACUGGUGCAUGUGCGCAGGCUAUAAUGAAACGAAACUAGAUCCCAAAUCGGAACAAAAGAUAUCGAGUUUCUUUAUAGAUAUCAUAAAUGAUCAAGUGAAAGAGUUAUCUAAAAACAAAAACGUAUGUGCCAAAUAUGCAGCUGCCGAACUCACCAUAAGACUGGGGACAGAUUUUUCUUACAAAAACACUUCGUACGCUUUGGUACUUUUGAAAACCCAUCCGUUUGCUGUUUUUGAAACUACCAUUAGUUUUUAUGGUGAUAUCACUAAUAGUACAUUAAAGGCCGGUGACGUCAGUAGGUUGGAUUCUUAUAGGACUCAUAGCCAUUGCGUAUCGGAUUCACGUUUAAAAAAAUUAUGUCACUGUACGUAGGGAUAAUAAUUCUAGCUACGAGCGUGCAGAAAGUGCACUUAAUUGCAAGUGGACAGUAGCACUUUACCGCACAGUAUGCGGUAAAGUGUACUGCAAAGUGUGCGGUAAAGCUACUCUACCACAUAGUAUCCGGUAAAGUAUAACCAUUAACAAUUGAAAAUCGCAUCUCUAUGGUGACUACUCAAAAUUAGAAAAAUACCCCUUAUAAUAAUAUAAAAUAAUUUUUAUAUUUUUAUGCCAAGUCCUGGUACACUAUAACAAAGACGCCUCACGCCGGCAAAAAAACUUGAAAAUUGUUGGCGAUGCCGCUAGGCUUUGUCGCUUGCCGACAAAGCUAAGCCGCUCUUGUUGACAGUGUGAGAUAUUCUCUUUAGAAGUGGACAAAAGUAUAAAAUUACACAGAUAAUUGAAUAAAAAUCAAUUUCAAAUUUGAAUUUUUAAUAAAGGAAUAAUAGUCCCAUUCAAAUAUUUAUAUUUGAUUUAUUUCAAUAGUUUAAAACGGAAUUUUAAGGAUUACCUUCUAUAUGAAUUUUGCCCAUUUAUUUAACGUAUUAACUCCACUGUAUUCUAGAGGUAAAUCAGCUAGAAUUUCGGGACAAUGGCGUACGUCAUUUCAGUUUUUAUAGAAAUAUCUGGAGUAUGUUUAUUCUUUAUUAACCAAUUUGUUUUCAUUUGUCAUGAUAAUAAUAUUUAGACGCCUAUGGAUUCCCACGUGACUUCAAAGAGAUCAACUGAGCCGCCUUUUUUAUGAAAUUUCAAUUAAUAAUGGUUAAACUUUAUCCGGUAAUGUUGACUUUGGUAUAUGCAAUAAUGCCUUUCUUUGAAGAUGUAUAGAUGAAGUAUCACUUUCCAAAUUUGUUAGUGACUUUUUAAUGAUACUUGACAGGCUAAAUAGUUGUAUCUUUACUGCCUAGGCAGAAAAAGUAUGUUGCCAUGCAACGUUUUAGGUAAUAAUUGAAAUUAAACUGGUACCUAAUUGAAAUCAUAUCAUCAUAUUUCAGGUGGUGUUAAUGGUUAUAACUCCAUCCUCUUAUUCAAGUAGAUCCAUUUAGGAAAAUUAUUUUAUUUGACAAUUUUUUAAAAUUGGCAAUAAUAUUUAAGUGAACACAAAAAUUCAACAAAUGUCAUCAGCGCUAUUGAUAGUUAGAUUAAAAAAAAUAGAUUAUGCGUGAAAUUAUAACAAAUUCGCAGAAAAAAUUAUAUGUUUCAUACGGCAGAAAAUCAGAUUUAAUGCCUCGGCUGGUUUGCUAGCCUCGACUAUGAAACGCACCAGCCGCGGCAUUAAAUCUUGGGCUUUUCUGCCUAUACAUGCCUAUAGUUACCUAUAGUAAAACAAAUAACUAUUACUUGAAUUAAAAAUAGCGUUCGAACAAUUUGUCAAGGUCCAAGAAUAACAUGUCAAUAAAAUUAAUAUUUUAAUUAUUUCUCUAUGAUUAUUAAUAAAAAUAUAACAAAGUAA